Messenger RNA from Musca vetustissima, 2865 nucleotides. RefSeq names its product high affinity cAMP-specific and IBMX-insensitive 3',5'-cyclic phosphodiesterase 8 (gene Pde8). Gene Ontology annotation, biological process: signal transduction; positive regulation of ERK1 and ERK2 cascade. Gene Ontology annotation, molecular function: 3',5'-cyclic-nucleotide phosphodiesterase activity. NCBI's taxonomy places the organism in Eukaryota, Metazoa, Arthropoda, Insecta, Diptera, Muscidae. The record is from RefSeq and is a predicted model, not a curated record. The transcript has 18 exons.
AUGGGCUGUUCUCCAAGUAGUUUGACAAGAAACGCAGGCGCUUCGGAUUUGGCGGACGUUGAUGGCACAGCUGGUACUGUGGCCACAACCACGGAAAAGGAUGGCAAUAUUUUCUUUUGCAUUAGAUUGAAGAGGUCGCGGUUACGACGUUGCAGUCAACAAAAUGGAGGAGACGGUAGCGGUGGCAGCGGAACUGGUAGCGGCAGCGCUGGUGUUAAUGGUGAUGAUCUCUGCAAUCAGGCAUUGCUCAAUCCACUGCAGACAAAAAACGAAGCUGACUACGAAAAAAUGAGCAGUGGGAAAAAGGAUUCUAUUGUAACGGUAGCAGCAUUGGGGAAUUUUACACACACAGUCGUCCGACGAGCCACUGGAAGUACUGGUACUUCUGGAACAAGUUCAUCAGGAGGCGGUAGACCUGGACAUAGGAAAUCAUCACCGGCGCUAACACCAGAUGACGACUCAGUAGAUCCAAAUCAAAGACAUGUAUAUGACGUUAAAUAUCCCACAGUUUUACCACCAAACCCACAACUCAAGGCUCUUUUGGUCUUUUACAAAUCGGACAAUAUAUGUGAAGUGGUACAACAGGCUUGUAACCGCCAACAACUGGAAGUAAACUUGGUGAAGACGAAAGAAAAUGCGUUGGAAAAUCUCUCUAGUGCCACCGAAUGUUUUCAUGUUAUCGUUAUUGAUGCUCGUUCGCCGAAGCACUUGGAUGCCGAACACAUCGCCAGAUCUAUACGACACAUGAGUGGACAUAACUUUACAACAAUAAUUGCAGUGGUUAAGAAGAGCAUGUUCGAAAGGGAUGAUGUGAUAAAUGCACUAUUGGACGCUGGCGUCAAUAGGUGUAUGGCCGAAAAUACAAGCCUCUCAAUGUGUGCCAUGGAACUAAAACAAAUUUUACACUCCAUUGUACGGCCACACAAUGUCAUCUCCACUCAGCAGGCCCUCUAUACAGCAUUACACAGACUGAAAGAAGUUCUUAUAAUAACAGAUGAUCUCUUAAGGAUUCAAUACGCCAAUAGAUCAGCAGAAAGAUUGCUCAAUAUGCGAUUGGAUGAAGUCAUUAGCAAGCCCUUAGCUGACAUUUUCAUAUCUGACGUGUCCUCUAUCAACAACAGUGUCCAAGGAAAAGGUGUUCGAGAAUUUGAUGGCAUUCUUACAGUAAAACGGAAGAAUCAGGAAGGGAUACCAAUGCACGUAAGGGUGGUUCCUGUGGCAUGCAUUGGAAGAACUCCAACACAUUUCGUAUUCAAUUUCGAUGUACCUGGCGGGCAAAUGGAUUUUAUUGCUACAUUGCCUCAGCCCAAAGAAGCGCCUCGUGGUUCGCUACACUCAAUUCGACGAGGAAGUUUUGACGUACGAUCAAUUGCCUCUGACGGCUUGCGUCGAACCAGUUUAGCAAAGCUCACUUCGCUACCACUGGAAGCCCCUAUAACAAAAAUAAUCAAUCUGCUCUCGCAAGUACAGGAGAAUUGCUCCGCAGAAGAGGCGCGACUGAUCGACAAGGUUAUGGAGUUUUUGAAACGCGAAGGCUUGUACAGUCCCCAGAUGAAGGAAAUACGCACAGACGAUCCCAUUGCAACUGAUCUUAUUGGUGCUCUUUUAACGGGACCAAAUGUAUAUUCAUCACGUCGCAGUUCCAAUGAUUCGAUUGUUCGAACAAAUUGCACAAAUCGUCAGUCUACCAUAAUGCCAGCAAAGAUGAAGGCAACUCCACUCAUUAUGGAAAUACUUGAAGAAUCUCUAAACUGGGAAUUUAACAUUUUCAAAUUGGAGGAAAUCACUGAGAACCAUCCUCUUUUGUAUUUGGGAAUGGAAAUAUUUCGCCGAUUUGAUGUGUUUGCUACGCUCAAUGUGGACGAAAAUGUCUGUAAAAAUUGGUUGGCUAUAAUAGAACGAAAUUACCAUGCGGACAACUCAUACCACAACAGUACACAUGCGGCCGAUGUUAUGCAGGCAACGGGUGUCUUCAUAUCACAACUUGCAGCCAAAGACUUGGUAAUGGAUCGUCUAGAAGAGGCUUCCGCUCUAAUUGCAGCAGCAGCACACGAUGUUGAUCAUCCUGGACGAUCGUCCGCAUUUCUUUGCAAUUCAAAUAGCCCGUUGGCCAUAUUAUAUAAUGAUUUAACCGUACUUGAAUCACAUCAUGCAUCAACUACAUUUAGGCUAACUUUAGGUGAUGACAGUGCUAACAUUUUUAAGAAUUUAGAUACAGACACAUACAAAGUGGCUCGUUCGACAAUCAUAGACAUGAUUUUAGCUACAGAAAUGACGCGGCAUUUUGAGCAUUUAGCUAAAUUUGUGAGCGUUUUUGGAACCGAAAUGGAGCCUAGAGAUAUUGUGCAGAGCGAAGAAGAAAGUUCCGUUCUUAUGCGUCGUAUGCUUAUUAAGGUGGCCGAUGUCAGUAAUCCUGCCCGGCCAAUGAUUUGUUGCAUAGAGUGGUCGCGGCGUAUAGCGGAAGAAUACUUCACACAAACCGACGAAGAGAAAGCCAAAAAUCUUCCAAUAGUCAUGCCCAUGUUUGAUCGUGGCACAUGCAGCAUACCAAAAAGUCAAAUAGGUUUCAUCGAAUAUAUAAUACAAGAUAUGAUGCAUGCCUGGGACAGUUUCAUUGAUAUGCCAGAAUUAAUCACCUACAUGCAGAUUAACUAUUCGCAGUGGAAGAAAUUUGAAGAACAGGGUAUACACACACUGGCAGAGGUGAAGGCUAAGCAAAUGUCCCUGAUGAACAAAAAAUCAGCUCUGAAAUAGCACAUGGCCUUUAAAAGACUUUUCUCCGGUCUAUUGAAACCACAACCGCUACAAUUGCAAUGCGUUGUUCCGAUUGGUGAACAUGAAAUGGAGGAGUACGUUCAGAAGUGA